GGCAUAUCUGGUGCGCAUGCGCAGCACCCCGGCCCGGAAACAGUGCAGGAUCAGCCAUGGCGGCUGCAGCCGAGGGUGUACUGGCUACCCGGCGUGAUGAGCCCGCUAGAGACGAUGCCGCCGUGGAGACAGCUGAGGAAGCAAAGGAACCUGCUGAAGCUGACAUCACUGAGCUCUGCCGGGACAUGUUCUCCAAAAUGGCCACUUACCUGACUGGGGAACUGACGGCCACCAGUGAAGACUAUAAGCUCCUGGAAAAUAUGAAUAAACUCACCAGCUUGAAGUAUCUUGAAAUGAAAGAUAUUGCUAUAAACAUUAGUAGGAAUUUAAAGGACUUAAACCAGAAAUAUGCUGGACUACAGCCUUAUCUGGAUCAGAUCAAUGUCAUUGAAGAGCAGGUAGCAGCUCUUGAGCAGGCAGCUUACAAGUUGGAUGCAUAUUCAAAAAAACUGGAAGCCAAGUACAAGAAGCUGGAGAAGCGAUGAGAAACUUAUUUUUAUGGGACAGAGUCUUUUUUUUUAAUGUGGAAGAAUGUCUUAUAAAACCUGAAUCCUGAGGCUGAUGAAUUGUGAAAACUCCUCAAAAGGAAACUAUGCUGGUCAUCCCAGGAACAUCUCAACGUUAGAGUAAACUGGAGGACUGUGGCUAUUCCUGAACCUUCUUUGAGGCAGAAUCCCUCAGAAUCUCACACUUACAACUCCCUACCUUUUACUUGAAUGCUUUACCAUAUUCAGGACAGAGACUCUCACAAAGUUCAGAAAACAGCUGGGCUUACCAGUAAAAUCAAAUGAGAGGACCUAUUUUCUCUGGUAGUGGUUGAUUACUACAUUAUUUUCUUAAGUGGCUGGUUUUUGAGUUACUAUGUAAAUGGCUGUUUUUUCUGUUAAUGAUGCUAAUGUGUUGUAAACAAGAUUCUAAAUUUAAAAAGGAAAACAAACUUGUUCUUUGCAGCUUAUCACCUUGUGAAUGUUGGUAACUUACUUUUCCAUAAUAUUGCAAAUAACAUAAAAUCUUAAAAUAAUUCCAAGCUGAGUCUUCUAGAUUGAGCAGAAAUGGUGAAAGGAGUAUUGAUAACUUGGCAUAUGUGAUGGGCCCCUCUUGUUUAUUUUCUGUGUGAGUCAGAUUGACAUGUGGCCAGUUUUAGAAAUGUGAUGAAAACAAAGACUAGAUGGGUAUGUGUGUUUAUGUGUUGCGUGGGGAGUUGAGGAUUGCCACUCAUAAAAUAAAGGAUUUUAUAAAAUGCC
Molecule: messenger RNA, 1244 nt
Organism: Chlorocebus sabaeus (green monkey)
Lineage: Eukaryota; Metazoa; Chordata; Mammalia; Primates; Cercopithecidae
Gene: BLOC1S2
Product: biogenesis of lysosomal organelles complex 1 subunit 2
Biological process (GO): lysosome localization; endosomal transport
Cellular component (GO): BORC complex; BLOC-1 complex; gamma-tubulin complex
Molecular function (GO): gamma-tubulin binding
Source: RefSeq, a predicted model, not a curated record